AUGGCGGCCUUUGCGAUUUUGUGGUCGCUCGUGGUGUCCCAGGAGGCCUGCGCGGCAGAGCAGUGUGGUUUCAAGGGUGGGUCCAACACCGUGUCUAAAGAUGUGGCCUCCAUGGUCCAACUCAAUGUUGGCCAGUCCUCCAGCAUCAACACGAUGGCCCUAAAGAAUGGCGCCUAUUACUUGGCAGCAGCAGGCAUAAGCUGCGAUCAGCACUGCAAUGACAACAGCCUGGGCACCUGUAAUGCGGCAUUGACCAACAGUGCCACUGCAGACGACCUGGAAGACCUGUCUCCUGGGUGCACUGAGGCCCAGGGACCGGACAUUUUUUUUCCUGCCGUCCUCACUUUGAGGAUUACCGCCGCCGCCCCCGAAACCGUCACAUGCUUCACAAACAGCGCAACAUCAACUACGUGCGAUGCAGAACCUGAACAAAGUCCACCCAAUGUGGACACUUUUGCUUUCCAACGAGUCUGCUACUGCGAGGCUGGUGGUGUUGAUGGUGAUCCCCAUAUCCACAGUUUGCGGGGAGCCCACUACACCUUGCUGCAGCAAGGCUUUUUCGUCGCCUGGAACUUCUCCAGGGCUGUGCCAGCAUCAACUGUGCCAAGUGCAGCUCCAGCUCGUGGGUGGCAGCUCCUGGCGGCCUAUGCAGGCCAUCGCUUCACCACGCAAGGCCUGCUGCUUUUGGAUCCCCACUCCGGGCAGUCCAUGGAAAUCACAGCAGAAGACUGCUCUUGGCGUGUCAAGGAGAAGAAAACCCCAUGGCGCAAGGUGCAGGUGGAGUUGCUAUCGGCAGAAGACGGGACGACCAGCCUCCAAGUGAAGAGGCUGCACGAGAAACUGGGUGAAACCAAGAUCUUGAGGUCUGCAAUCCUGUUGCAGAUGGGGUCAGGGUCCGACAUGAAGAACAUCUCAACCCUUGUGGUCCAUUGCAGGCCAAAGCAUCACCUCGACUUCAAGGUAAGCAUGUUCCAGAAGAGCGACAUCGACCAUGUGGGUGGUGAACUUGGAGUGGCUCCAGACGUAGACCACAACUACCACUUCUUGUUCAGCAAACAGGGCAUGAUGCGAAUGAGAGCAGACCAAGAGUUUAAGGCACCUGGAUCGUGGGUGACCUUGGGUGGCAGCCCAGCUGGGGCCGCAUACUUGGAGAAGAAACACCAAACAGGGACAAGUAUGGUGCAGUCGCAGGGUUGCAGUGAUGCUCAGGAGGACGAUGCCAGAGCCAUUUGUUCGAAGCACCUCCAGCAAACGACUCACCCGGAGACGUUUGCUGAUUGUGUGUACGACUUAUGCCAUGGAGGUGAUGAAUCUUUCGCCCAAAGUGCGGCAGCAUUCCUUUCGGAAUCCAGCGCCUGA
Cladocopium goreaui is the source of this 1359-nucleotide messenger RNA. The record is from the annotation of a GenBank genome assembly. Lineage: Eukaryota; Dinophyceae; Suessiales; Symbiodiniaceae.